AUGAGCGGAGAGGAGGAAAAGCCCGCCCUGGAGCAGUUUGGUGUCGACCUGACAGCUCGUGCGCGCGAUGGCAAGCUCGACCCCGUCAUUGGUCGCGACGCUGAAAUUCAACGAACAAUUCAAAUUCUAUCGAGACGAACCAAAAACAACCCAGUGCUGAUUGGCAACGCCGGUACCGGAAAGACGGCUGUUCUGGAAGGGCUGGCGCAGCGCAUCAUUCAAGGCGACGUCCCCGAAAGCAUAAAGAACAAACGAGUCAUCAGUUUGGACCUAGGCUCCCUCAUUGCCGGUGCCAAAUUUCGCGGCGACUUCGAGGAGCGUUUGAAAAAGGUGCUUGACGAAGUACAAAAAGCUGAAGGCGAAGUCAUUCUCUUCAUCGAUGAGCUGCAUACUCUGCUGGGUCUCGGAAAGGCAGAGGGCUCCAUUGAUGCCUCCAACCUGCUGAAGCCCGCACUGGCUCGUGGCGAGUUGCAGUGCUGUGGCGCCACGACACUUACUGAAUAUCGACAAAUUGAAAAGGAUGUUGCUCUGGCCCGACGAUUCCAGCCCAUCAUUGUCAACGAACCGACUGUGGAAGACACAAUCAGCAUUCUGCGAGGCAUCAAAGACAAGUACGAAGUGCAUCACGGUGUUCGCAUCACCGACGGUGCCCUUGUAGCUGCUGCCUCGCUAUCAAACCGCUAUAUUACCGAUCGUUUCCUGCCAGACAAGGCGAUCGACCUUAUGGACGAAGCUGCCAGUCACUUGAAGCUGCAGCAUGAGUCUAAGCCGGAGGACAUUAUGCGCCUCGACCACAAGAUCAUGACCAUACAGAUCGAACUGGAGAGUCUGCGCAAGGAAAAGGACGUCGCCAGCAAAGAGCGCCGAGAAAAGCUGGAGAAAGAACUCAAGAAGUACCACGAAGAAAUAUCCGGGCUUAAUGCCCGAUGGGAUAAGGAAAAGUCGGAGCUUGAUGCUGUCAAGAAGAUUCAAGAAGAUCUUGACAAGGCGCGGUUUGAACUCGAUCAAGCUCAGCGCACCGGAAACUUUGGCCGCGCUUCGGAGCUGCGGUUCGGCGUCAUUCCGGAUCUGGAGCAGAAGCUGCCCUCGGAGCCGGAGCAGGAACAACCGAACGACAGCACCCUCAUCCACGACAGCGUCACCGCUGACGACAUUGGCGCUGUCGUUUCUCGCAUCACCGGCAUCCCUGUCUCCAAGCUGACGUCAGGCCACAUUGAGAAGUUGGUGCACAUGGAGGACAGCCUGCGCGAAGCCGUCAAAGGCCAAGACGACGCCAUCAAGGCCGUCGCCAACGCGGUGCGCCUGCAGCGCGCCGGCCUGAGCGGCGAGAACAAACCGCUCGCAUCCUUUUUCUUCCUCGGCCCGACCGGCGUCGGCAAGACGGAGCUCUGCAAGAAGCUCGCCGCCUUCCUCUUCUCCACCGAGUCGGCCGUCGUGCGCUUCGACAUGUCCGAGUUCCAAGAGAAGCACACCAUCUCGCGCCUCAUCGGCGCGCCGUCGGGCUACGUCGGCUACGACGACGCCGGCCAGCUCACCGAGGCGGUUCGCCGCAAGCCCUACGCUGUGCUGCUCUUUGACGAGUUUGAAAAGGCGCACCGCGACAUCUCCGCCCUCCUCCUGCAGGUCCUCGACGAGGGCUACCUGACGGACGCGCAGGGCCACAAGGUCGACUUCAAGAAUACAAUCAUCGUCCUCACGUCCAACCUCGGCGCCGACAUCCUCGUCGGGCAGGACCCGCUGCACCCGUACAAGGAGGACGCCAACGGCGAGCUGGACCCUUCGGUGCGCGCCGCUGUAAUGGACGUCGUCGGCCACGCCUACCCGCCCGAGUUCCUGAACCGCAUCGACUCGUUCAUCCUGUUCAAGCGGCUCGCGCGGAGUGCCAUUCGCGAAAUCGUGGACAUUCGCCUCAAGGAGCUCCAGCAGCGCCUCGACGAGCGGCGCAUCGUCCUGUCGGUCGGCAACGAGGUCAAGGACUGGCUGGCCGAGCGUGGCUACGAUCCCAAGUUUGGCGCGCGCCCGCUCAACCGUCUCAUAACCAACGAGAUCAGCAACGGCCUCGCGGACCAGAUCAUCCGCGGCAAGCUCAGGAUGGGCGAGACGGCCGAGGUGCGCAUCAAGGACGACAAGACUGGCCUGGAAGUGAUUAAUACAUCGGCGGCGGAGUCAACACCAGCAGCCGAGUCUGGGUGA
This is a messenger RNA of Akanthomyces muscarius, 2193 nucleotides long. RefSeq lists its product as uncharacterized. Lineage: Eukaryota; Fungi; Ascomycota; Sordariomycetes; Hypocreales; Cordycipitaceae. The transcript has a single exon. Gene Ontology annotation, molecular function: ATP hydrolysis activity; ATP binding. Gene Ontology annotation, cellular component: cytoplasm; mitochondrial matrix. Gene Ontology annotation, biological process: cellular response to heat. The record is from RefSeq and is a predicted model, not a curated record. The coding region runs from base 1 to 2193 and encodes 730 amino acids.